AUGAGGUGGGAUUAGGUGGUCCUAGGUGUUCUGGUGGGCUUAAUCUGGACGAGAAGAAACAGUGAAUGGCUUAGUAAGAAGCUCUGAGGAGCAGCUACAGCUCAGGACACCCCAAAGUUCCUCCUAGCCUCACUGUAGGAGGAGCAGCAGCAUCAGUGAGGGGGAGAGAGAGAAAAGCACCACGUCACUUCUGCCAAAGUUGGAGGGAGAGGAGCAGCUCGGCGCCUUCUUUGGUGAGAUCUCGAGAAGAUCAGCUUCGUGGAGAAGAUGCAGACCGGAUUUCGGUUCAACUUGAGCCCCGUGAAGGAGCCGCUGGGCUUCAUAAAAAUUGUGGAGUGGCUCACAGCGAUGUUCGCCUUUGGAAACUGCGGCGGAUACUCCGGCAAGAACGUCAUCUCCCUGUUCUGCGGUUCCGGCAGCAACGAAACUCUGGGUGCUACGUUUUCGUACCCAUUCAGGUUAAACAAGGUGCGCCUGGUUGUAGAGAACACCACUCUGUGUAACCAGACGGUGUCCGAGACGCACCUGGUGGGCGACGCUUCGUCCGCGGCCGAGUUUUUCGUGGCCGUUGCCGUCCUGGCGUUCCUCUACUGCAUGGCGGCUCUGCUGGUUUACGUCGGCUACAUGCACGUUUACCGGAACUCAGACUUUGGCCCAAUGUUCGAUUUCGUGGUGACGGGUGCGUUUGUGUUCAUGUGGCUGGUGUGUUCGUCGGCCUGGGCGCGAGGGCUGCUGCUGGUGAAGUAUACCACGGGCACAGAGGGCAUCGUCUUCACUCUGCUGCCAUGCAGGGAGGGCAGCAUCACCUGUGAGGUCACCGAGUUUGCCAGCAUGCGCACACUUAACAUAUCAGUGGUGUUCGGCUUCCUGAACAUGAUCGUGUGGGCUGGAAACGCCUGGUUUGUUUAUAAGGAGACAAGCUGGCACUCGCAGAAGGUCAACUCUCAACAAGCAGCGAGCCGUAGUCCAGGCCCCGCCCCCAUCUAGACGUGUCUCCUAGGCAACCGCCUCAUCACUCCCAUCCACAACUACAAGGAAAAGUCUUGUGUUCCACAGGUGACCUGUGAAGGCAGCGUGAGGAACCUUUCUGAAGCCAUAUUCGCUCUUCUCCACUCUUUCGCUUUAGGGCUGAUUUGUUGACAGGCAGAUCAGCUGAAUGGCUGAAUGUGUUUAUUAUUUUGUUUUAAGCAGCAGGAAACAAAAGACAUCAGCUUUAUCUGCUCUUUACCCAAAGCUCACUCUUUACAGGCCAAAUGAAGCCACUGAUUUGAAACACGUAGGCCGGUCAGUACAGCGCGAAGGUUUUAGGCACCUGAGAAUAUUUGAAAAAGCUGUUUAUCUGCUCAGUAAACUUUCAUUUGUUCAGGAAAAUACUAACAAUAUAAGAAAUAUAAAUAACAUUAAUAAGUAGGGUGUUGGUGUCACAUUUCUCCCUCUCUCCUCGAGGAAGCUCAGUGUUAUUUGUAGUUAUCAUCCAAUACCUGCCUAUUCUAAUCAACAGUGUUGUAGUCAUAUAUAUAUAUAUAUAUAUCUAUAUAUAUAUAUAUAUAUAUAUGUAUAUAUUUAUAUAUAAAGUAUUAUUAUAUUAUAGCCUUAGACUUGGUAAUUCUCUUAGGUUACUGGUGAUGUUAUUAUCUGCUCCUUUCUUCUCUAAAACCUUUUCAGAAUCACCACCAAGUCAAAUGGACAUAAACUAAAUUUACGAUCUUGAGACCAGACUUGAAGAUUACAGCACUACUAAUCAAUACUUUAUUAUGUUACAUCAGGAGCUGCUGAUGGAAUUUAAUGAAUCGAUAUGAUGCAGGCAGAAAAAUCUAGAACCAAACUGUGUUCGUCAAUCUACACUCUUUAUUACAUCUAAACACAGUGACUAUGAAUCAAAACACAGUGACUAAGAAUCAAAACACAAUGAAUACGAAUCUAAACACAGGGAAUACGAAUCUGAACACAGUGACUACGAAUCUAAACACAGUUAAUACGAAUCUAAACACAGUGACUACGAAUCUAAACACAGUGACUACGAAUCAAAACACAGUGACUACGAAUCAAAACACAGUGACUACGAAUCUGAACACAGUGACUACGAAUCUGAACACAGUGACUACGAAUCUGAACACAGUGAAUACAAAUAUAAACACAGUGAAUACAAAUCUGAACACAGUGACUACGAAUCAAAACACAGGGAAUACGAAUCUAAACACAGUUAAUACGAAUCUAAACACAGUGAAUACGAAUC
Colossoma macropomum (tambaqui) is the source of this 2236-nucleotide messenger RNA. It is a transcript of the gene sypl1, whose product is annotated as synaptophysin-like 1. Gene Ontology annotation, cellular component: synaptic vesicle membrane; synaptic vesicle. Lineage: Eukaryota; Metazoa; Chordata; Actinopteri; Characiformes; Serrasalmidae. The coding region runs from base 268 to 987 and encodes 239 amino acids. The record is from RefSeq and is a predicted model, not a curated record. The transcript has 5 exons.